Molecule: messenger RNA, 1101 nt
Organism: Sungouiella intermedia
Lineage: Eukaryota; Fungi; Ascomycota; Pichiomycetes; Serinales; Metschnikowiaceae
Source: the annotation of a GenBank genome assembly
AUGUCAUCCACGGAUCAACGACGGAAAAAGAUUCUUGAUACACUCGAAUCAGAUGCAGAGGAAGCAUUCGGAUUCUUGGUUUCCGACGAGAAGUCGUCCACUACGCGAGCACCAGAAUCAAUGGUGGUAACACAGAACCAGCAAACUACUCCGAAGUGGGUCCAUUUUGUAGCAGGAGGUAUUGGUGGAAUGGUGGGAGCCAUUAUUACAUGUCCUCUUGAUGUGGUGAAAACCCGAUUGCAAUCCGACGUCUAUAAUGCUAGUUACAACAAAGUACCCAAGUCACACAAUCCAAUCAUUAAAGGAUUGCAACAUUUCAAGGAAACGGGUGGUGUAAUUCUGUCCAUUUAUAGAAAUGAAGGAGGCAGAGCAUUGUUUAGAGGACUUGGACCUAAUUUGGUGGGAGUAAUUCCUGCCAGAUCCAUCAAUUUCUUCACAUACGGAAGCACGAAAGACUUCAUUCUGACAAACUUCAACAACGGGCAGGAAGCAACUUGGAUCCAUUUGGUUUCGGGUAUUAAUGCGGGCUUUGUCACUUCUACAGCAACUAAUCCAAUCUGGUUGAUCAAGACCAGACUUCAAUUGGAUAAGACUAAAGGCAAGCAUUACAAGAACUCGUGGGACUGCUUCAAGUAUAUCAUCAAGAACGAGGGGUUCUUGAGUUUAUACAAAGGUUUAAGUGCCUCAUAUUUGGGAGGUGUGGAAUCAACGUUACAAUGGGUGUUGUACGAGCAGAUGAAGUCAUUUUUGAAUAAGAAAUCUUUGGAGCUUCACGGCCACGACCAGUCCAAGAAGACCACCAAAGACCAUAUCAUGGAGUGGUGUGCGAGAUCUGGAGCAGCCGGUGCAGCCAAAUUUGUGGCGUCUCUCAUCACAUAUCCACACGAGGUGGUGAGAACGAGGUUGAGACAAGCACCAUUGGAGCUGACUGGUAAGCCCAAGUACACGGGGCUCAUCCAGUGCUUCAAGCUUGUGAUCAAGGAGGAGGGUUUAGCCAGCAUGUAUGGAGGUUUGACACCACAUUUGCUUCGUACGGUACCAAACUCCAUCAUCAUGUUUGGAACUUGGGAGAUUGUGGUGAGAUUGUUGUCGGGCAGUUAG